Myzus persicae (green peach aphid) is the source of this 2124-nucleotide messenger RNA. RefSeq lists its product as uncharacterized. The coding region runs from base 1259 to 1936 and encodes 225 amino acids. The transcript has 3 exons. The record is from RefSeq and is a predicted model, not a curated record. NCBI's taxonomy places the organism in Eukaryota, Metazoa, Arthropoda, Insecta, Hemiptera, Aphididae.
GUAUUUAGGUAGGGGCUAUGGGUCCCGUUGCCCAGAGCGGCAAAUUUUUAAAGAUUUAGAGGGGCGGCAAAUUUUUAUUUCGUACUUCAUAGUUUACACGCUGAUUUCAAUUAAUUAAUAUUUUUUCAGUAAAUAUUUACACAUCCCCCUCCCUGCUCACAUCAUAUUAUUUUUAUAAUAUCAGUACAACUUGCCUAUUUACAGUUUCACCAUGGCGCGGGGUCACCGCCCACCAGUGACCAAUUGAUUCAUAAUAAUAUUGUUACGGCGAUAAAUAUUAAAAAUAGAUGUUAAUAAUAAUAACCCAAUAUGACAUUAUAGGAUUAUACCGAUUAAAAUAGACGUCUAGAGCUCUAGACCAUGUAGGCAUAUCAGUAUCUCACGCACACAACGAUAGUUACUAUUUUACUAACAGCGAACUUAUUAAUAUCAAGCUAUUAAUAUUAUUGUUGUCUGUUAUCGAGUACCGACACAACUGAGAGCUGUAAACAAUAAACAGUGUAAACCGGAUUGCCUCGAAUAGUCGAAUCUCGGAGUGCCUUUGGUAGUUUGGUCUCAUAUAGAUCGUAUACGGUAUACCUAUUGUAGGCAAUUUAUUACCCACUAAAAAAAUUUCGUUAAAGUCAUGGGUCCUAUCCGAUCAAGACUUAGCGGAUCAGGAUAUAAGAGGAAGGCCGCAGUAAAGGCUGAAAAGUAUGCUUCUGUCAUAAAAAAAACAGCCAAAAUAAAUACAUUUUUUUCGCAAAGUGCGCAAUCCAACGCUAUCACAGAUUAUAAAAGAAAUACAAUUAUUGUAACUAAUAAUAUUGAUAAUGUGCCUAAUGUGGAUUUAAAUGAAAAACAUUACUCUGUUGAUUUGAAUGAAAGAAAUAACAUUAUUGAAACUAAUGAUAUUGAUAAUGUUGAUGUUAAUGAAAAACAUUGAUCUGUUGAUGAUUUUGUUGAUUUGAAUGAAAGAAAUAACAUUAUUGAAACUAGUGAAAUUGAUACUGUUAAUUUUAAUGAAAAGUGUUGCUCUGUUGAUUCUGUUGAUUUGAAAGACAAUCAUGUUGACAAUAUUACCAGAAAUUUGAUAUCACCCAGUAAUGAUCCGGCAUACUGGUGUGUUGAUGAUACAACAAGAAAUUACAUAUCAGUCAAUGGAAUAUCUCAAAAUAUUGAAACUAUUAACUUCACCAAGUCAAAAAGAACAAGUAAAAAUGUUAUCCGUGGAGUUCUUAAAGUACAUUCACGAUAUUGCUCAUCAAAAUUAUUUUAUAUGGUCCUUCUUAAUGGUGAAAAAGUUAAGAGAAAUUACUUAGUGUACUCUGAAAGUACUGGGUCAUUAUUCUGUGCUCCAUGUAAAUUAUUUGGUUCGACAUCUAUGUUUUCAACUGUAGGAUUUAGUGAUUGGAAGCAUGCAGAGAAAAGAAUUACUUCACAUGAAAAUUCUCAAACUCACAAAACUAAUGUCUUAACUAUGAAAGAUAGAGGAAAAGUAGUUCAAAGAAUUGAUAGUGCUUUAAUAUCACAAAUAGAAAAGGAAAAAAACUACUGGAAAAAUGUAUUAAGGAGAGUUGUUGCUGUAGUCAAGACACUGUCAUCUAGAGGAUUAGCAUUUAGAGGCAAAACUGAUAAAUUUGGUUGUAAUCAAAAUGGUAAUUUUUUAAUGUCCUUGGAGCUAAUUGCCUUAUUUGACCCUUUUCUAGCUUCACAUAUAGAAAAAUUUGGCAACAAAGGAAAAGGCUUUACAUCCUAUUUAUCAUUUAAUAUUUUUGAACAGUUCAUAACUGUAAUGGCUGAUCAGGUUCUUGCAGUUAUAGUUGAAGAAAUUCAAAAAGCAAAAUACUUCUCAAUAAUAGUGGAUUCAACGCCAGACGUAUCGCAUGUUGAUCAGCUAUCAUUCGUGGUGCGGUAUGUUAAAAAUAACGGAACACCUAUUGAACGGUUUAUGUGAUUUUUGCCUAAUAGUGGACAUAAAUCUGAAGAACUUACUGAUGAAGUUAUGACUACAUUAUCUCUUUAUGAUCUGGAUCCAGCAUUUUUACGUGCACAAUCUUAUGAUAAUGCAAGUAAUAUGGCUGGUGCAUAUAGUGGCUUACAAGCCAGAAUUAAAGAAAUAAAUCCAUUAGCCAAUUUUGUCCC